Molecule: messenger RNA, 2285 nt
Organism: Bolinopsis microptera
Lineage: Eukaryota; Metazoa; Ctenophora; Tentaculata; Lobata; Bolinopsidae
Product: ubiquitin-like modifier-activating enzyme ATG7
Exons: 16
Coding region: 34-1986 (650 amino acids)
Biological process (GO): autophagosome assembly; protein modification by small protein conjugation; autophagy of mitochondrion
Cellular component (GO): nucleus; phagophore assembly site; cytoplasm
Molecular function (GO): DNA-directed DNA polymerase activity; Atg12 activating enzyme activity; Atg8 activating enzyme activity
Source: RefSeq, a predicted model, not a curated record
CUACUAUAUAACAAAUAAUUUGAGCUACAGGUAAUGUCAACUCCAGUUCAAUAUGUUCCUCUCAUAAGUUCUAUAGAUCACACAUUUUGGACCCAACUCAAUGCUAAAAAACUCGAUGAGCUGAAACUGGAUGAACGACCUCUGGAUCUCACUGCUUUUUAUACUAACGACUGUAAACCAGGAUUGCCAGCUCACCUGACGCUAUCUUACGACAGUUUUACUGACAAGCCGGUAGACCGGGGAACUGCGUACACUGGAAUCGUACUCAAUACCAAUACAGUCGAAGAGUUUAAAGCUAAGGAUUUCGGUGGAAUACUUAAGUCAGCCGGAGAGAAGAUCUGGUCAACAUUCAAAGAUGGAAGUGCGGUAGAGAAGCCAGUGACAAUAAACCAGUUCUACUGCGUGUGUUUCGCAGAUCUCAAGAAAUACCGGUACAACUAUUGGUUCUGUUUUCCCGCGUUUGUUACCCCAGCUGCUGUAAUGGAGAGGAGCACACUGGGAGUUAAGUUUACUAGUGAACAGAAGGAAAAGUUCCGCUCAGCAGCUAACCUAGGGGCAACGUUUUUAGACAAAGAACAAAACGUGAUACAAGACAAAAACAAUGCUAUCUCCAACAUGGAGUACGUGCUGAUAAAGGAUCCUAGUACGGACAGUGAACACCCUGGCUGGCCUUUACGCAACUUAUUAGCUCUGGUCUCCUUCCAUCUAAAAGAGAAGAAAGUAGUAAAAGUGAUAUGUCUACGAGAAAACAAGGUAGCGGGUCAGCAGAGUGUAGAUCACUCCCUGUAUCUGGAGGUCGAACUUGAGCCCCUCUCAAACACAGGGAUGCCUAAAGUUGUCGGAUGGGAACGGAAUACGAAAGGAAAACUAACUUCUAAAUUUGUUGAUCUAUCCGCUUCUAUGGAUCCUGCAAAGAUCUCCGAAUCAUCAGUUAAUCUGAACUUGAAACUGAUGCGCUGGAGACUUCUCCCUGAGCUGAAUCUGGAGGUGUUGCAGAAGCUGAAAGUGCUGGUGCUGGGUAGUGGCACUCUCGGGUGCAAUGUGGCACGGUGCUUACUGGGCUGGGGAGUAAAGAAUAUAACUAUGCUAGAUAACGGUAAGGUCUCGUACAGUAACCCUGUCAGGCAGAGCCUCUUCAACUUUGAUGAUUGCGGUAAACCAAAAGCGGAGACUGCUGCAGCGCGGAUAAAACAGAUAAACCCUAGCGCUGAGUCCCGCGGGGUUGCCUUGUCAAUCCCCAUGCCCGGUCAUCCUGUCACCAAAUUAGAAGAGGAGAAGGUGAAGGAGAGUAUAACUGAGUUAGAGGAGCUGAUUGACUCGGUGGAUGUGGUGUUCUUGCUAACUGAUACCCGGGAAUCACGCUGGCUCCCUACUCUUAUCUGCUCUUCCAAACACAAGAUCUGUAUAAACAGUGCACUUGGGUUCGAUACUUACCUGGUGAUGAGGCACGGUGUUAAGGGGGAGUGCGAGGUGCUGGAAGCCCCUCAUAUUGGUGCUAGCACUAUAGCUGGCUCCCAGCUUGGGUGCUACUUUUGUAAUGACGUUGUAGCUCCUGGAGACUCCACUAAAGACAGGACCUUGGAUCAGAUGUGCACUGUGACCCGACCCGGAAACGCUUUCGUGGCAGCCUCGCUGGCUGUUGAACUCAUGGUCUCUAUUCUCCAGCAUCCACUCGAGGGACAGGCUCCAGCGACUCUAGAUCUAAACGACGAGAAGCAAGACAGUUGUUUGGGCAGAGUGCCACACCAAAUUAGGGGUUUUCUGGCACACUUUUCUUCUGUUCAGCCUGCCUCUCACGCAUUCGACAAGUGCACCGCCUGCUGCAUGGAGAUAAUCUCCAGAUACCGUGAAAAUAAAAUGGGGUUCCUGAUGGAGGCUUUCAACGACGCUAAUUAUCUAGAAAAAGUAUCAGGACUGGCUGACAUGCUCGAGAAUACCAACUUUGAUGAUGUGUGGGAGUUUGACUCGGACAUUGAAUCAGAUUAACAAUGUGGACUGGACAAUAUCAUGGGCUGAACAACAUGUGUUACUUGUUAAGCAAUAAUUGCUAAUGGAUUUUAUUAUACGAAUUUGAUGAUGACAUUUAAACGAGCGUAUUUAUGUUGCAAAUUGAUUUUUAACAUCGGGUUUGAUACCAUGUAUUCUAGUUAAAAUAAUUGGCUUGAUUCAUAGUUUCAAAUUAAGUUUUCAAUCAAGCUGGCCUUGAUUGUUGAUUUCAAGUAUUUGAUAAUAGCUUUUGAAUGUGUGUACGUGUCUGAAGAUUACUUUCUAUUGUGAUUUCGUAA